Kwoniella botswanensis is the source of this 570-nucleotide messenger RNA. RefSeq lists its product as uncharacterized. The transcript is spliced from 6 exons. Gene Ontology annotation, cellular component: extracellular region. Gene Ontology annotation, molecular function: chitinase activity; chitin binding. NCBI's taxonomy places the organism in Eukaryota, Fungi, Basidiomycota, Tremellomycetes, Tremellales, Cryptococcaceae. Gene Ontology annotation, biological process: chitin catabolic process; carbohydrate metabolic process. Bases 1 to 570 code for a protein of 189 amino acids. The record is from RefSeq and is a predicted model, not a curated record.
AUGUUACUCUCCCUCCUCUCAUUAUUAUUACCCCUCAUAUCAUACUCGGUGGCGAUCACCAUCCCAAGAGGGGGUGUCUCACCACCUCGACCCUUAUCACGAUCAAUCGAACAGAGACAAUCAGAUGGCAUAGGUUGGCAUGGAUAUAGGAGUGUAGGAUAUUAUCCCAAUUGGGUAAUAUACAACUCGGACCCAUUCGCAGUCACAAACAUCACUGCAUCUGAUUAUACACAUAUUAUUUAUGCUUUUGCCAACGUCGAUUUGGAGAGUGGGCAAGUAUUCCUGGGUGAUGAUUGGGCUGAUACCCAAUAUCCGUACCCCACGGACGAUACUAACGAAGAAGGUAAUAAUCUUUAUGGCAACCUGAAGCAACUUUUCUUGCUUAAACAACAGAACAGAAACCUUAAGGUUCAACUUGGUAUUGGAGGUGCCACCUAUUCUUCCAAUUUCAACGGUAUCACCUCUCAACAAUGGCGAGAAACGUUCACCACUUCCGCUGUAGACUUGGUCACCAAUCUAGGUUUCGAUGGGCUAUGCCUCGAUUAUGGUAUGUCAGAAUCAUCCCGCUAG